GGCGCGCGGGUGUGGGCGUGGUCUCGCGCGGUGACGACGGCGAUUGGGCGCGAGGGGGGAGUGGGCGUGGCCUCAGCGGCGCGCGCUCGCCGCCUCGCCACGCCACGCCCCGGGCGCGCGGUUUGGUGGCCUCGGCGGGGAGGGGCGCGAAGAGGGCUCCAAGGGGCGGGGCGGGAGCCCCUCGCUGCGUCACAGCUUGCGGUAGUUGCUGUGUGUGGAGUCCUUUUCUCGUCGGUUAACAGCGCUGCGCGGCCCCCUUUGCUCUGCGAAAGACGAGUUUUUACCCCAAACAGCGGCAUUCGACGCGUGUCUGUGGUUUUUUUCCCCUUCCUCCUUUCAGUGAAGAGCUUGGAAAGUGGCAGGAGCGCUCCAGGAAUAAAGGAUGCUUUUUCGUGAAUAAAUAUGGAAUUGUUGGAUGAACCAGAUUCAGGGAAGAGAACAGCAAUGCUCACUGAGUGCACUUCAGCUGUUGAAGGGAACAAACAAGCAGACACAGGACCAGUAGCUUGUAGCCCAUAGCGUUCUUCUUGCAUUUCCUUAAAGAGCCAGCUCAAAGCCAGAAAUAGCUUGAAAUGCUCUCCUCCAGAGAAGAAGGAAGAAAAGAAUGUGGACUAGACAGUUGUUGAGUGUCUCCAGAAGAAAUCUGGCCCAACAGUAAUCAUUUCAAAACAGCAGUGUAUUGUCAGUAUAGCAGGGGAAGGUGUUGAUUUGUGUCAUCAUGGAAAACUGUCAUGGCUUGAGAUAGAAAAACACUUCUCUUUGUUGUUAUUUUAUAUCCUCCUUCUAGGACCUCAGGCUUUUGAAAACUGAUUACAAAUGUUGCUGGAAGAUAAAAACAUCUUGAAGGUCAUGCAUGACUGCCGCUGGAUCUCAGACUGUCCCUUUCACCAGUACAGUGUCCUUCUCUUCAAUGUCUUUGAUACACAGGUUGCUGAUGCUCUGCAGUUCUCAAUGACAAGAGGCAGCUUCCUUUCGCACCGUGUCUGCACAUUGCAGCAGUGUUUGAUGCAGUACUUGAAGAUACCUUCCAAAUGGGAUGCCUCCCUGAAGUGCCAGCAGCAGAUGGCUUCAUUGAAUCCUGAUAUGUGGUUCUUAAGACCCUUUCUAACUUCUCUGCUUAACGCAGUUGCUCUGAAGGCUACAUACCUUCUGCUACUCCACUCAUCUCUAAUGGGUAGCUUGCUGUCUGACCUAACAGCUGUAGUAUUGAAUUAUUUAAAUGCUUAUUGGACUGGGUGUGGAGAUCACCUUGGGAGCACAAAGCCCAUGGAACUGCCAAAGGAGCUGUGUCAGCUGGCAGACAUCCAGAAGCUGUGAAAGGAGAAGGCAAUACAUGAGUACAGAAUGAAUGAGGAUGGUCUCUUGAUCAGACCAGCCACAGAAUCAGAAGAAAGAAAUGAGCCAUAUGAGGGUGAAAACUAUGGAGAUGAUUAGGAUUGCUUUCCCACAAAUAAAGCACUUUCUCAAAUUACAUCCUGCUACAAUCAGAAUAUAAUUCUUCAAGAAAAGCUUGAAAAUCAAAAUCAAGUGGUUAAUCUGUGGAAGAACCUUCAACUGACUUCAAGCUGACAGUGGGAAUUUAAUUCCUGACACGGGUGACUUGAGGAGCUGAGACUGGGUGUUUGAAGGCACCCAAAUGAAAAAGGGGGCUAUUCCUCAUGCAGAAGUGUCAAACAAAAGCUCUUUUCUUUAGUAUGACAGGUAAACCCACUGCUGAAUGGAAACAGUAAAAGGAAAUUAUUUCUGUGUCUGACUGUUCUUCUUGAAGUCUGUUUUUGAGAUCCAUUUUUUCAAGAGCUAUUUUUCAUUUUAAAACAGUGGCUUUUGUUCUUGCACAGUUAUCAGGCCAAUGUCUUAGAUUGUGUUGGUUUUUCUGCUACCUGCUGCAGGUAUGCAAAACUCAUUCAAUCCAGAUAUGGAAACGGGAGCUUAUAAGAUACCUGUUCAUUGAGAUUAGAAAAGGUUUGCUUGGAAAAAUGAAAAAAUCUUCUGGCCAAGCCACAUAGGCUUGCUUUAUACACAGGUAAGUCUCUUGGCAUAGCUAUACAACAGUCUUUCAUAGGAGAAUGAAAGAGAAUAAACUGUUAUGCUGGCAAGAAACAGCGAAGAGGUGUGCUAAUAAAAUGGACUUUCCUGCCAAGGAAGUUAUUUUAGGCUAAUUGAGAAAAGAAGCUUCCUGCUGAAAGUAGAACACCAGUGGUGUUUGUCAGCACUGCCGUAUCAAACUCAUGUAAAUAAGGCUGUAAUGCUAAUGUGGUGUGUGUAUAGACUAUUGUGUAUAAAGCAGUGGGUUUUCUUUGGAUGUAAACUGGCGUGACUGGAUGCUUAUGAUGUGCCUGCAUUUCUUUUAAAUAUGGUUAGGGAAAGUGUGUGUAUUUUAGUGUUUGGGUUUUUACUCUCCACGAGUACGAGACCUACAGUAUUGUAAUGGGUCUCCUCUUUGAAACUAUAGAUCGUACUUGCUCACAUCUGGGAGGGGCAGAAAAAACAGCAGAAAAUUUUCUGAGUUUUGCUCUUUGUCAGUACAUUUUCUACAUUUUUUUAAACCCUUAACAGUACCCUGUAAUCAAACUGCAUCAUUCCUUUGUCUUGGUUCACAUUAGAAAGAUAAAAUGGAUUUGAAACAAGCCUUACAACUUCUUAUUUGAAAAUUGAGUCUGUUUCAUUUGGUCUGCUAGGAGAUGCUGGCAGUGGACAGGGUCCCUCUCCAGCACUGGAGCUCGUAUCAUUUAUCUAGAGCAAGAUUCUUCCAAGUAAUGAUGCGUUAUCAUAACUGGUGAGGUAUGACGUGGACUAUGGAGACUCUUCGGAGCCAGAGACAGCUCAUUAGUCCAUACAUUAUGUUUUCACAACUGAAAUAAUCUGGGUUCAUCCAGUCCUGUUAGUAGGGAGAGAAUGAAUAUGUCGAUAUACCAGAUAAUGGUAGGAGGGAGGGCAGAGGAGGGUAGGAUGUGAAGGCAUCAAGUCUUGAAACAUAGAAUGGUCUAGGAUACAACAAACUGCUGAAGGCAACCUUCUCAGUAAGAGACUGAGCUGCAUUCUCAGCCUCUUCUAAGUAAAUCUGUGGCUGGAGCUAUAUUGUGAUGGAAUAAGGAUUUCCAGACAGAGACGUGACUGUGUGACUUCACCUGUUGCACUGCAUCUCUUUGAGUAGCAAAACCUCCCUGGGCAAAGCGGGCUGCAGCUUUCCCCGUUCCCUUUUGAGAAGAGGAAAAAUAAAAGAAAUAGAUUGGAAUGGAGUCAUCACUCAAUGAUACGCAAGACUGAAAAUGUCAGUUGCAUAGAAUCAUAGAACAGUUUGGGUUUGAAGGGGCCUUAAAGAUCAUCCAGUUCUAAUGCUCCUGCCAUGGGCAGGGACACCUCCCAGUAGA
Molecule: messenger RNA, 3371 nt
Organism: Cuculus canorus (common cuckoo)
Lineage: Eukaryota; Metazoa; Chordata; Aves; Cuculiformes; Cuculidae
Gene: EXD1
Product: exonuclease 3'-5' domain containing 1
Exons: 10
Biological process (GO): nucleobase-containing compound metabolic process
Molecular function (GO): 3'-5' exonuclease activity; nucleic acid binding
Source: RefSeq, a predicted model, not a curated record